AUGGCUUGUACCUCCCACCCAGCCGUUGCUCUCCCUCCCAUCCCCCAUAUCCUCUCCCUCACUCCCCACCGUCACCACUCCCUCCCACUCUGCCACCGCCUCUUCCUCCCACCUUCGUCCCACCCCGCCAUCUCCUCUCCCUUACCUCCCCGCCGUCGCCCUCUCCCUCCUCCCCGCCGUCGCCUCUCCCUCCUCCCCGCCGUCGCCUCUCCCUCCUCCCCGCCGUCGCCCUCUCCCUCCUCCCCGCCGUCGCCCGCUCCCUCCUCCCCGCCGUCGCCCUCUCCCUCCUCCCCGCCGUCGCCCUCUCCCUCCUCCCCGCCGUCGCCUCUCCCUCCUCCCCGCCGUCGCCUCUCCCUCCUCCCCGCCGUCGCCCUCUCCCUCCUCCCCGCCGUCGCCUCUCCCUCCUCCCCGCCGUCGCCUCUCCCUCCUCCCCGCCGUCGCCUCUCCCUCCUCCCCGCCGUCGCCUCUCCCUCCUCCCCGCCGUCGCCUCUCCCUCCUCCCCGCCGUGGUGGCCGGACCGCAAGCGCGGAUUGGUGCGCAAGCGCGGGUCGUUUUCUGAGGCACCGUGGUUAUCAGGUGCGUUCCCGGUCCUUUCAUCCUCCCUCCCCCCUCUGA
Messenger RNA from Closterium sp. Naga37s-1, 615 nucleotides. Lineage: Eukaryota; Viridiplantae; Streptophyta; Zygnematophyceae; Desmidiales; Closteriaceae. The record is from the annotation of a GenBank genome assembly.